Molecule: messenger RNA, 2802 nt
Organism: Syngnathus acus (greater pipefish)
Lineage: Eukaryota; Metazoa; Chordata; Actinopteri; Syngnathiformes; Syngnathidae
Gene: scml4
Product: Scm polycomb group protein like 4
Exons: 8
Coding region: 546-1772 (408 amino acids)
Molecular function (GO): protein binding
Source: RefSeq, a predicted model, not a curated record
AAAUAGCCUCACAGAAAAUAUAUCUUUAUCAUUAUGUUGUUAUUAUUAGCGAAUAUGAACCAUUUGAUGUCAGAUACUGUAAAAAUGGUGCAAAAUAAGGUGUAGAAAUGCAGAAAUUAUGCUUGUAAGUGCAGCAUUGUGCAAUAGACAAACUAUCUCCACAUUAAGUCAUCACAGACGCAAUUAUUGUACAUUCCUAACAAUAAGACGAGAUUGUAUUUGAGCUCCAUGUAUGGUGGUGCAUCCGCAUGUCUUGUCAGUACAGUUGGAGUACAAUUUUACCUCCACAUCAGUGAGCUGCAGACAAAACAUGGGAGGCUUACAGGCUUGUUGCCAUGACAACAGAGCAACCCCAUCACUGCCACCCUGCCACUACCUCCAGGCACAUACUCUCUCUCUCUCCCUUGCUCCCCCACUCUCUCCCCCCCAUCUGUCCGUCUGUCUGUACACGCAGCAGCGGCAGCAGCGUUACAUCCGCUUUUAUACCGUAAAGACGAACCAGGCGUGUCGGGACCCCUCCUGCUUGUCUGCGUCGGGCGCUCCAAAUGAGUGCACCCGCAGCGACGGUGCAACAGCGAGCAGACGACGACGACGACGACAGCGGUGAAAUGCAAUCGGCCGCGGUGGCGCCAUCCUCUUUCAUGCCGGGCCAAUCGGGCAAGAUCCCGGGCAGGAAGCGAGGCAGGCCCCCGCUGCGCAGUGUGGCCAAGAUAGAUUUCGCCAGCCGCUACGUCGACUCGCUGCCGCCGCUUAAAGUGCCCAAGAAGAGAGGGAGGAAGCCGGGAUUCAAGCUGAAACCCAGAAUGGUGAUGACGCCGUUGGCCAUCUCACCACCCAGCAGCACCCCCGAGCCUGACAUGAGCUCCAUCCCUCAGGACGCCGCCACAAUCCCCCACUCGGCCACGCCUCAGGUGCUCACAGUGUGCAUCUACAUCAACAAGCAAGCCAACACAGGUCCAAACCUGGACCGGAAGAAGAUCCAACAGCUGCCCGACCACUUCGGACCCGAUAGGCCUUCGGUGGUGCUGCAGCAAGCCGUGCAGGGAUGCAUCGACAGUGCCUUCCAGCAGAAGACUGUCUUCACGCUGCUCACGCAGGGAUACGGGGGAGAGAAGAUAUCAGCCACCUUUGACGGCAAGCAGCACCUCCUGAGCCUCCCUGUGGUGAACAGUAUCGACUACGUGCUGCGCUUCCUGAAGAAGCUUUGUCGCAGCCUGCACUGCGAGAACCUGUUCAGCGACCAGCCCAUCAGUCAGCGUCCCUCCUACCACUCUGACGCGGAAACGUCUCUGGCCGAUGAUUACCGCCACGAGCAGAGCGAAGGGAAGCGCUACCCGACGGCAGAGCACAGGGAAUCCGCGUUCGGCUCUAUCAGCUCCUCAUCGUACUCGUCUUCGCCAAAGUCCUCUUACGGCUUCCGCUCGUCGCAGCAGUUCGGCAACGCGUCGGCCGUCUCCAGGCAGUCGUCGGGCAGCCCCGGCGCCUUUGUGGAAAGCAACAGGGCAGGAGCGUAUGUCGCACAGGAGUCGAAGGCCCCGUCCCCCGGCAAGGAUCCGUCCACGUGGAGCGUGGACGACGUGGUGUGGUUCAUCCGGGACGCCGACGCCAACGCCCUCGGACCUCACGCCGACGUCUUCAGGAAACACGAGAUCGACGGCAACGCCCUGUUGCUGCUGAAGAGCGACAUGAUCAUGAAGUACCUCGGCCUGAAGUUAGGGCCCGCCCUCAAGUUGUGCUACCACAUCGACAAGCUCAAGCAGAGCAAGUUGUAGGCUCGGAGCUCACAGCAGAAACUGGCACAAUAGGCACACCGUGUUGCUGAAACAACCAAUGACAAAAGCUCACUGGAAGAGACCACUUUUUUUUUUAUCUUGGCAUUUUUUGCUGCUCUUUAUAAAUGUGGAACGGAGGCGUAAAACUAGGGCUGAAUGACUUGAGAAAAUAAUCAAAAUUGGGAUUUUUUUCCCUUAAUAUUGAGAUUGCGAUUUAAUAUGCGAUUCUUUUUUCAAGGUGUUUUUUUUUUUACAGAAAGACAAAAAUGCAAUAUAUUAAUCUGUAUUACAAGAAAUAACAUCUGAUUUAUGAUAUAUAAAUGCGUUGUUCUUAUAGGUUAGGCUAACAAAGGCAAAUGAAGCAUGAAUUCAUAUUAAAGGCAGUUUAUUGAGCGGCUUACUUCAAUACAUUUUGAGUGCAGUCUUGUAAAUAUUCACUCCGAUGAAUUUACAAAAUUCUACCAAACGUGAGCUGCUUUCGGCUCAUUAUAUUUUAAAAAUCCAAUGUGUCGCCUAUCUUUGCUCGAUAAGAUGUUUCCUGUAUUCUAAAUACCUGCACUGAAAAAAACGGAAGCAUUUACUUUCGCUUAAUUUAAAGAUAUUUUAAUGCUUUUUUCUUACACAUCUUGACUUAAUUAGCCUGUUUUACUCUAGCUUGAUGUAAAAUUACUAUAAAAGGGGAAGCAACUAAUCCGAGUAUGCGUACAUUUUCAUUAGGGGUGUAAUGAAAACCAAUUUGAAUGAGAAACUCUUGUUUUGUAAAAAUGUAGCAUUCUUGAAUUGUAUCACGCAACAUAUUGAGAUACUUAUCGAAUUGUCUUUUUGGGAGAGACGCACACCUCUAAUAUACAUGUAUAAAGAAUGUGUUGCAAUGUGCACACAAUGUCACAAAUCUCACCAUUUUCCAAACCUUUUAUCAGUGUUGACAAUACAAGGAGGUUAUAUGUGUUAUGUGAUGGUGAGACGUCAAGGAAACAUCAAUAUGUGUCAUAAUCCUGUAUGUGAGUAUUAAAUCAAAACAUGUAAAAUA